AUGGCUGACUAUGUAGCCACAGGGAAGGGGGAAGUGGGAAAGGGUAAGGAAGCCCUCGGACAGAGCGAAACGAGGGUAGAAAACGUCUUCGAACAACGCAAGGUCCCUCAACUGCUUGCACCAACCCGGACGCGUGCCAACCGACGAAUCAAAACAGGAGAAUCCACUCUAUCGCCCGAUGCAUCUAUCUCCAUCUAUACUCAUCCGAUCCCCUUUGGUCCUCUGUAG
Coprinopsis cinerea okayama7#130 is the source of this 228-nucleotide messenger RNA. RefSeq lists its product as hypothetical. The transcript has 2 exons. The record is from RefSeq and is a predicted model, not a curated record. Lineage: Eukaryota; Fungi; Basidiomycota; Agaricomycetes; Agaricales; Psathyrellaceae. The coding region runs from base 1 to 228 and encodes 75 amino acids.